Messenger RNA from Rhodofomes roseus, 562 nucleotides. RefSeq lists its product as uncharacterized. The transcript has 2 exons. The record is from RefSeq and is a predicted model, not a curated record. NCBI's taxonomy places the organism in Eukaryota, Fungi, Basidiomycota, Agaricomycetes, Polyporales, Fomitopsidaceae. Bases 179 to 469 code for a protein of 96 amino acids.
AACAGCGUUGCUUUGCAAUGCUUUGCAAGACGAGAGCAUGCACAGCAAGCUUUUGGGCUGAUAUGAUCGCAAUCUCUGGUGUCAAGAGGCGCCCGGGCCGCAACAACGGAGGUUUCAGCCUAAGCCUCUUCUCCUUUUGCCAUCACCUCCGACGCACACCAAACAGUGUGCACUACAAAUGGUAUGUAAAUGCGAAGGAAUUCUGAUGGUAGUGCCUGCUCUCACGUUCCCUUGCCUCGAGGCCGAUAUCGUGAACCGAGGAGAGCUGACAUUGAUGGACCUGUCCGUUAUGGCUGGCAUGCGGACAAAUGUUCCCACUUCUUGGGCCUGGAGAGAGCCAUUCCUGGACUGCUCCUCUGGUAACCAACCACGGCUCGAGGGGAUGCUCUUCCUCAAUGGGAUGAAUUACGGAAGCCAUUCAUGGGCAAUGGCGCAUUUGACCAUAAGCGUUCUCACCCCGCUAUCUUGAAGCUUCUCGUCCAUAAUAAAGAAAGCCUCGAGGCAGCGGAUGUGCGUGCCCUUCCGCUUCUUCAAAAUGAAAUCGUGCUCCACACUCCCAGCU